Molecule: messenger RNA, 1721 nt
Organism: Telopea speciosissima
Lineage: Eukaryota; Viridiplantae; Streptophyta; Magnoliopsida; Proteales; Proteaceae
Product: serine carboxypeptidase-like 34
Exons: 10
Coding region: 34-1482 (482 amino acids)
Biological process (GO): proteolysis
Cellular component (GO): vacuole
Molecular function (GO): serine-type carboxypeptidase activity
Source: RefSeq, a predicted model, not a curated record
AGAGAGAGAGAGAGGAGAGCAAGAUCGAUAACAAUGGCUUCAUCAUCAACUUAUUAUUCUCUGUUUCUUCUUAUCAUCUUCUUCACACUUGCUUCCAUUGCUAUGGCUCGUUCUCAACCAAAUCAAAUUGAAAGAGACAUAUUAGCUCAACAAGAAGCAGACCAAGUGAUGAGACUUCCAGGACAACCUUUAGUGAACUUCAAACAGUAUUCUGGGUAUAUUACUGUGAAUGAAAGUCAUGGAAGAGCACUGUUCUAUUGGUUCUUUGAAGCCACAAAUAAUCCUGAGAACAAACCUCUCCUUUUAUGGCUUAAUGGAGGUCCAGGAUGUUCUUCUAUUGGGUAUGGAGAAGCAGAGGAACUUGGGCCAUUCCUGAUGCAAAAGGGAACCCCACAGCUCAGAUUUAACAACUAUUCAUGGAACCAAGUGGCCAACUUAUUAUUUGUGGAAUCUCCGGUCGGGGUCGGGUUUUCUUAUACAAAUACAAGUAAUGACAUCAUUGAAUUAGGGGAUACAAUCACUGCUAAGGAUUCCUAUACAUUUCUGGUCAACUGGUUUGGAAGAUUUCCACAAUACAAGUCUUAUGAUUUUUAUAUUUCUGGUGAAAGCUAUGCAGGGCACUAUGUUCCUGAGCUUGCUGAAGUGAUCUUUGAUUCCAAUAAAAAUGUUUCAAAGGAAGAAUACAUAAAUUUCAAGGGUUUCAUGAUCGGUAAUGCAUUGAUGGAUGAUGAUACCGACCAGACCGGAAUGAUCGAUUAUGCUUGGGACCAUGCCGUGAUUUCUGAUCGACUUUAUCAUGACAUUAAGCAGUAUUGUGACUUCAGUGUCGAAAAUGUAACGAAUCAAUGCAACGAUGCCCUUAACGAAUACUUUGAUGUGUACAAUAUUAUUGAUAUGUAUAGCUUAUACACUCCAACAUGCGUCGACACUAAUGUGACUACAAGAACACAUCGAACGAUCGAAGGCGCUGCUCCAAAAUUAUUCUCAAAAUUUGAUAAGUGGCAUAGGAGACCAGCUGGUUAUGACCCAUGUGUGUCUGAUUACUCUGAGGUUUACUUCAAUCGACCAGAUGUCCAAGAAGCUCUCCAUGCUAAUGUCACAAAUAUUCCAUAUCCAUGGACUCAUUGCAGUAACAACAUCUCAUUUUGGAGUGAUGCACCUUCUUCCGUACUCCCAAUCAUCAAAAAACUUAUUGAUGGAGGCCUCCGUGUUUGGGUUUACAGUGGAGAUACUGAUGGUAGAAUCCCAGUAACCGCAACCAGAUACACAUUGAAUAAGCUUGGGUUGAAAAUCUCGGAGGAUUGGACUCCUUGGUAUACAAACCAUGAACAGGUUGGUGGCUGGACUAUUAUUUAUGAUGGGCUGACAUUUGUCACCGUAAGAGGCGCUGGUCAUCAAGUUCCAACCUUUAAACCUAAGAAAGCACUUCAGCUGAUUACACACUUUUUGGCCAAUGAGAAGCUUCCAUCCAAGCCAUUUUAGCCUAAUCACUCUCAAUUUCCAUUUACUUCAUUUUCUUUUAUUUUCAUUUGAAAUAAAGCCAUUUAUAUCACAAAAAUAGAUUUCCAUUUUUCAUAGUAAUUUUUCCAUUGAAAUUCCAAGGAAUUAGAAGUGUAUGUAUGUAGGGAAAGGUGUUUAUUUGUUGGAAAAAUGUAACAUUUUAAUCCAUUAUUGAUAGAUUUCAUGAAUGAUCAUGGAAAAUCUAAUUUUACCAGAUUCAA